Messenger RNA from Owenia fusiformis, 1386 nucleotides. Lineage: Eukaryota; Metazoa; Annelida; Polychaeta; Sabellida; Oweniidae. The record is from the annotation of a GenBank genome assembly.
AAACAAAUGCACAAUGUUUACACGUGUACAGCAUAGUCUUGCAUGUAAAAGUCAAUUUUGGAUAUUUUACAAGCUAUGAUUUAGGAUUUAUAUACAUCGAGAUGUGAUUUGAUGAGUGUAACAUGGACGCAAAAGUCAUAUUAUUGGGAUGCAUCACUACCUAUACGAUUCUCCUUAUCGUCGUACUGAUUAAGCUGAGCAGUUCUCCAACUAUCGUUGCUAAAGCUCCGGUAGGUCAGACUGCCGUUGUCGGGGACACAUCUCCCGUUACCAUGGCAAACAGUCUUGUCUCGAAUCGUUACUUUAUGAUGUCGAAUAAGUCUUCAAAUGCAACAACCAUCGUUGAGACUCAAGAAAUGUUGGUUCGUCGUGAAAAUCAUGACGUCACACCUAGUGCUAUGGCAAGAACGGAGCCCCAAAAACAAACAAGGAAACAUUACGUCUCCUGUAAGUGGCAUUACCUUGACGGUUUGGGUAACCAAAUGUUCCAAUAUGCCAGUGUGUACGGGAUUUCAAGGGCAAAUAAUCUCACUAUUUUGAUGCCUGAAUUUAUCGAUAUGGGGCAAAGAAUUUUCUCUUUAACUGCGGAGAGGACAAAAUCCAAAUCGCAGCAACCUGGGUUUAAAUGGAAAAAGCACUGGACAGGGAGGGAGUGCUGCAAAUUUCACAAAGACACGAUGGUGAUGUACAAGUCACCCCAUUACCGUGAUAGAGAUAUCGAAGUGAGGGGUUAUAGACAAUCAUGGAAAUAUUUUAAAAAUUUUGAGGAUGAAAUUCGGAAAGAGUUUACAUUUCAAAAAACAAUUCAACAACAGGCAAAUUAUUACCUGGAGGUUGUUAUGAAACAGACAUUUGGUAAUAUUCCUAGAGAAAAUGUAACGCUUGUCAGUAUACAUGCCAGAAGAGGCGAUAUGAUGGGUAAAAAUAAAGAGGAGUAUGGGCAGAUCAUUUCAACAGCAUCAUAUUUCAACCGUGCAAUAGACUAUUUCAAUACACACUUAAAUAAAUCUGAGAACCUUCUGUACAUCGUGUUCAGUGACAAUAUUGAGUGGUGUAUGGAAAACCUCACACGUAGCGAUAGUAAGAUUAUAUACAGUAGAAAUAAUACAGCUGACGUGGACCUUGCAGUUAUGGGACAAUGUGACCAUAGCGUCAUGUCAAUUGGGACAUUUGGUUGGUGGGGGGCAUGGUUGGCAGGGGGCGUUGCAGUAUACGAUCAAAGAUGGCCGCGCCCAGGUUCACCAUUAGCGAAAAACGUUAAUAAAGAAGAUUAUUUUUACCCUGGUUGGGUGCCAUUAUGAUUAUGUUUAAUUAAUAAAACAACUAGUUUUUCCCAUAGUAAGCUAACCCAGUUUUAUCGACUUGUGGAGCUUGUGGAGGUCAGAC